GAAGACUUCACACGAUUCUGGAACGAAUUCUGGAACUUUCCUAAAUGGAAAGUUGCUACGAUAAUGUUAAUUAUGUCUUUAAAUGUGGUUAAUGGCGAGUUUUACCAGCUAGUUUAGGAGUUAUUACAGUCUACAGAAGGAGGAGAGAGACAUUUGACUUCAUUAGACAGAGAGGGACAGGUAACUCUCCGUGGACCAGGUGAGGAGCAGAUGUCUCAGCUUCGGUCUGAACCAGUGGCACUGAACCAAACCUGUCCACCAUGUCGGUCUGACUGAACUCCACCAGCAGCCUGUAUCCACCAUUCCUUCAGUGUUUCCCUCAAGCUUCAUAGACUCGUGAAGAUCCUUGAAGAUGUUUCAUCUCCCAUUCAAGAGGCUUCCUCAGUUUUGACUGGGUGGUAGGGAAAUCUCACGUAUCUGAUCCAAAAUUAUUAACUCUUACAGUAUAUUUACUGUCAGAGUCAGUCAGUGUUAGGUAAACGUCAUAACCACUACACUACGGAAACUGCACGGACACCAGCAACACUCAUGGACACAGGUGCAGCACUGUGGUCGAGAACAUCAUUCAAAACACCAGUGAAGGCCUAGGUCUGAAAUGCAGGGCCUGCCACUGGAUUUUCGAGACAAUAGUAUGUUCCAUAUAUGUGUAUGCAUCAGCAACUAUAAUCCACUGAUGUAAUACAGUUGUAGUUGUAGUAAAUAAAUGCUGAACACAUUUUAUAAACACAUGUAGAAGAAACGUGCUAAUGUUCUUAAUACAACAGCCUGAAUGAGUCUGGUAUCAACAACCAUGCCACAUUCAUAUUUAAAUCACCUUUCUUCCCUGUUCUGAUGCCUAAAUGCAUUGGGUUGCUGCCAUGUAAUUGGCUGACCAGAUAUUUGUGUUAAUGAGCAAUUGAACAGGUGAACCUAAUAAAAUGGAUGGUGAGUGUGAAUACUUUAUAUUCCACUCUUAAAGGGAGGCAGGGAUGACAACAGUUGCAUUCCUCCUUUUUAUGAACAAACCAAAUUUAUCAUGUGGAGUUGGGGGGCUAUGAUGAGGACCGACUGUGAAAUAAAUAAGAAUUUAAAAAAGAAGAAGGAGAAAACAAAAACCAAUAAUUUAAAAAGCACCAGCAGUGUCUGUGUAUGUCUGGGUCCACUUAGGGGUUUGUAGUCCCUUAGAUAACAUCAAAUUGUAACUGAAGAAAGUUUCUAAUAACCAAAUACCCAACACUCCAGGCUGCUCCACUCUGCAAACACAUGGCUGCAGCUCGAACAUGGCAGGCUCUUUAUCUCCACCUUGUGGCAUGAGCCUCACACUGCAUCCUCCUUGUCUGCUGCUUUUGCUUAAACAUACUCAUAUUCAAGUCCCCACUGUGAGACAGCAGUGGGCCAUUUUAAAUUGUACAGAAACUCUUCAAGGUUCUUUAAGUGGAUGAGAUGGGGGACAGACAUAACAUCCACAGUUGCUAUCCUGUGCAAAAUUAAUUUGAAAGUUUAUCCAAAGCUGAUAUGGGGCCUCAACAGUCUGAGUCAGUUGAAGUGGAUAUUCUCCAGAGUUUAACGUCUUUUCACUGAACAUUGUUUUCCUGUUUAGCUAACACACAAAUAGGAUGGAUUUUGUCCCCCAUCACUUCUAUUGGAGGCACAUAAGGAGGGUAUCUCUUGAUGACGCAACAAUAUACAGGACUGUGUGCUCUAAAACUGACCAGAGAUCUUUGGAAAGUUUAUCUGGUAGGGGGUGGAGGAGGCAGGUUGUAGGGUUUUGAAGCCAACAACAUUUUAGACAAUGACUCAAGAUGAGUGUAAACAGAGACAAUCUGGGAUUUAACAUAAAACUUGACUGGUUCUGCAGAAGAAGCUGAAGAUGUGGGACAAAAUUUGUUUGGCUACAUUGUCAGAAAGAGCUGUAAAGUUCAAAUGAGAACAUAGUUACAGCCAUUUAGAGCAUGACUUCCGGUUUCAGAGUGCUACAUCAACUAAAGUUUGUCCUAUUUUGAUGGUUUAUUAUGUUUUGAUUAACAUUAUGUUUCAGGAUAUUCUACAUUCCCUCUCAUUCAUUCACAGUAACUGACCACCAGCCAGUGACAGCAGUAUAAUAAAGGGGGCACGGGCUGACCGGAGCUGCCUCAUUAAUAUGCAGCGUGUCCACAUAAUGUCCCUCUGUGGUUUAUAAUAAUGGCUCAGUGUUUCUGAGUGUGUGGACGUUGCCCUCUCAGUCUGCCUCAGAGGGGAAGUGACUGGAUUACACGCUAAUCCCAUUAUGAUGCUGGUGCCAUGUGAGGGCCGGUUGGAGGGAUUAGAAACCAAAAGGGUCGAGCUUCAGGAUGUCCAGAUCAGCAGCAAACUGGGUGACUGUAAAUACUGACACUGAUACACACACUCUGAUGGCAUAUGUAAACAGCUCAGGUGACAAUGACACCGACCGACAAGGGAUCUUCAUCUGUCAUCUGUAGAUACACUGACAUGGUAUGUAUUGGUUGUUUUUAUGACUUGAUGUCUUUGAUUUGAUCUCAGCACCGGCAGUUCUCAACCUAACACCCCCCCAAGCAAACAUUUGAUGGAUAACAGCAGCCAAGUUUGGUCUGGAAUCUGGAGUCUGGAGGGAGUCUGCUCAUGUGUACAUUUUUGGAUCGAGCUGCAGCCGAUGGUUUACCAAAGGUCUGUUUUGGGAGACAUGACGGAUGAGAGAAUGAUUAACCUGGCUGGCAAAGAGGAUGUGUGUGUCACUGUCAGAGGUGUCAGUGUGUGAAGGUCCGGGUGAGGAGACCGAGAUCUCACACUCAAACAAAGACGGCAGAACAUCUGACCGAGACAGAGACGAGAGUCGGUGUCAGGGAGACUAAGUAGACAGUCGUCAGCAACAGGCAGUAUAUUGAACUCAAAGGACUGUAUUACUUCUCAAACAGCCUUUGUUCUGAAAGUGUUCUUUGACUCCCUUGGUCCCAUGCAGCCAGCAGAGUAAGUGCCAUUUGAAAGUAAAGCAGCAGCAGCAACAACAGCUGCGACUAUGUCAAGGUCUGAGGAAGCAGUUAGAGUCUGAUACAGCAAGAAAGAGAGAAAAAAAGAACAUUUCUACUGAAGCAGGAGCAGGUUCAACAGACACACCACUGGUGAAUAUAAUCAGUACAGGCUGUCUUCAUCCUCUACCUCCACAUCCUCCACUCCAGCUGCAACUUCAGCUCCUGCAGCAAACAAACAUAAUCAAAUCCUCGGCCAGUCCGGCUCGUCUGGCUCCUCCAUAACCUGCAGCAGUCUUAGUCGUGGCCAUGGCGUCAGCAGCUCUGGAGCUGAUGGGUUUCUUCCUGGGCCUGCUGGGGAUGGUGGGCACCCUGGUCGCCACAGUGCUGCCAUACUGGCAGACCUCUGCCCACAUCGGCUCCAACAUCGUCACGGCUGUGGCCAACAUGAGGGGCCUGUGGAUGGAGUGUGUGUAUCAGAGCACAGGGGCCUUCCAGUGUGAGACCUACAACUCCAUGCUGGCCCUUCCCUCCGACCUGCAGGCCUCGCGUGCUCUCAUGGUCAUCUCCGUGGUGAUGUCUAUCCUCGCGAUUGCCAUGGCGUCCCUGGGGAUGCAGUGCACUCUUUGCCUGGAGGGCUCAGGUGCAGUGAAGAGUCGCGUGGCUGGUGCCGGCGGGGGCUUAUUCUUUACUGCGGGCUUUCUGGCGCUUAUACCUGUGGCGUGGACCACGCACGAGGUUGUCCAGACCUUCUACAGACCAAAUGUACCUGCCAGCAUGAAGUACGAGCUGGGGGAGUGCAUAUACGUUGGUCUGGCCUCAGCGCUCAUCUCCAUGCUGGGAGGGGGGAUGCUGUGUGUGUCGUGCUGCGAGGAGCAGGACGGCGGGCGCGGGAGGCGGCACGGUGGAGGGUAUCCGUAUCCGGCUGGGGGCGGUGUGUCAGGCACAGGGGUACGGACGACCUCGCAGAUCUACCGCAAUCCCACCCUGCAGGUGGGGGGCAUCAACACACCCAGCAGGGGGCAGACACUGGUACGAAGCACCAGUGACAGCUCCCACUCGGGCACACGCGGAGUCCAGGGAGGCAAGAAGCCCACGGCGGCAGGUUAUGAUGUCACAGGAUACGUCUGAGGUUACCGCCAGUCCAUCACACCUAUGAAUAUUGUUCUCUGACAACUUACAUUCAAUUAAAUGUAUUUAUAUAGUCUAUGCACUCACAUGUUUUCAUUAUCGUAUGCCUGGUGGAGCAACAACCUGUUGCUGCAAUCUGUGGUGGAGGAGGACGGUUUAAAGUGUCAGCAGAGAAAACACAAAACAUUUUUACAAUUAUCUCUGUAUCUUCUCUGAAGCCUGUAUACUUUAAAAAUGUCACACAUUGACAUUACCUUGGUAGUAACUCAUCUGUUGUGUUGUAAGAUCGAUUUGAUUGUGUUUUUCAGUGCUGUCGUUACAGUAGAGAAUCCUGCCAGUGCCACUGUGCAGAAAGAUAAAACAUAUAUAAGAAAAAAAAGCCUGACAUUGAUAGAUAUUGGGUAACUUUUAAUCAUUUAAACGCUCCACUGCUGAUUCUCAACUAUCAGGUGGGACAAAAGACUCUCAAAUGUCACUCAGCUAUUUACUGUAUCUGUAAAAAGUCUGGUAACUAACCUUCACUUUUCAACAUGGAAGCUGCAGGCAGCCCUGACAUUUUUACUCUGAGCCCUACAGAAAUACUCACAGCACUGUAUCAUCUGACACUCAGGUUGUAUUGACACACUGCAGUAUAUUGAUUAGUUAGAAAGUGCACCGGACUGUAAAAUGUUUGCUGGGCGUUCACAGGAUUUUACCCAGUGCCGGGGGUUUGCCUGUACUCAGCCUCUAUAUUUAUGUAAAUGGAGAAGUGCAGCGAUGACAUAUUGUUGUAGUCCAACCUGGAAGUUAGCAUCACACUGGUUCCUUCAACAAAAAGCCAGUGGGGUUUUUUUAUUACAGAAAAUAAACUGUGACCAACAGAAAUUGGUGAUACUUAAACGUUUAGUUGAUCAGAUAAUCUUCACAGAUGAACACCUAACAAGCUAAUGUUAGGCUAUAAACCAACUACACCACGGUCACAUGACGUCAACGUCUCCACCACUAAGAGCUCUUCUACAAAAGCCUUUCUUCUUAGAAAGUUGGUGAGAGUUUGAAAGAGUGUGAGUAGAAACACGUCUUCUUUAGUUUUGUUUGUUUUAUUCUCCAUCAGCUGAUUGUUUUUAGUUUAUUUUAUAUUUGAAAAUAAAGGCAAACCUAUGUGCUUUGUUGAACAGUUUUUCCUCAUGAUUGAAAUGUAUUUUGACCUGUCACAGCAGGAGAAGCACAGGUGGAACUAAUAUGACUGAUGACAGUGCUGUUGCAUUUAUGUGUCCUAAGUAAGCCAUGACAGUGAGUCAGCACAACGAUUCCACCUAUAAUUAGUAGUUUUACACCUGUGUCUGGGGAGUCUGGAGGCCAGGUCAACACCUUGGGCUCUUUGUCGUGUUCCUUGAGACAUUUCUGAGCACUUUUAUGGUGUGGUGGGAGCACUGUCCUGCUGGGGGGGGGGCUGCCACUGGGGAGUGCUGUUGCCAUGAGGUGGAUGUCUCAAAGUAACAUCCAGAUGAAUGAAGGACCCAACAGAGCUAGAAAAUAUGUUGGAAAAAUGAAAACACUGCAGCUCACCUGUCAAGCUCAGGGGGAAAGUAGAGUCUGGGAGCUGAACUGGUUCACCCAACACACAUUUGACCGAGAGUACGCUGGAGAUAAGUAGACUAUGGACACAUACAUUGAGGCUGUGAGAAAGACAAACACAACCUAAAAAACACUGUAAAACACACUGUUUUUGGUCACAGAUGGUGAACCUUGCCACCAAGAGAAGUAGAUUAUUUUCAGACAUGAAUCUUAGUAACUGAAUAUCUGAUGACAGUCCACGUUUGACCUGCAACUAAACUAUUUUGACAAAAUGUUUCUCUGUUAAUGAAUAUUUUCAGUUUUCUUGAAAACAGAACUGGUUUGGUUCUCAGAAGUAAAACGCCUCAGUGCAUAAGAAAGUGUGUUAUGCGUUGGAUACAGUGCACAGUGCUGCAGCACAUAAAUAAUAUCAGUGUGAUGAUAAGUGUCAUUAUAAGGACUAUAUGUGUUAUGUCUGUUGAUAAAUGUAUGGAUUGAUUCUCUUCUUUGGCCUCUUCUCUCAAAAGCUGAUAGUGACUGAAUGUCUCCAUCUAGUGUCCAAAGGAAGAAUGACAUGUAAUACAAACAAGUCAUUACGGUUGACCUUCAUGUUACCCAGCAGGGGAACUGGUUGACUGAUGGUGAGUCACUGUGUAUUGACCCAUCUCCUCUGUUGUGCUGUUUAUUCAAGCAAAAAAGUCCAUCUGAGCAAAUUCAUUUAUUCAGAUGGUGAAGACAUUUCUUUAGAUUUGUUGUUUUUUUAUUGUCAAUUGUUUGAAUUACACAAAUAAUGUAUUGACAAGAAAAAGUACAAAAAAAAAACUAUUGCUGUUCCAGAAAUUUCACAAUAAAUGUCAGUUUGGUGUAAAACAGACAUUCAUUAAUAUGACAAAGAUGACCACUUUAUAUUCAGAAAAAUAAAUACUACACUAUCAUUCA
Messenger RNA from Lates calcarifer (barramundi perch), 6545 nucleotides. It is a transcript of the gene cldn2, whose product is annotated as claudin 2. The record is from RefSeq and is a predicted model, not a curated record. Gene Ontology annotation, cellular component: plasma membrane; bicellular tight junction. The coding region runs from base 3252 to 4073 and encodes 273 amino acids. Gene Ontology annotation, biological process: cell adhesion; bicellular tight junction assembly. Gene Ontology annotation, molecular function: structural molecule activity. NCBI's taxonomy places the organism in Eukaryota, Metazoa, Chordata, Actinopteri, Centropomidae. The transcript is spliced from 5 exons.